This is a messenger RNA of Zonotrichia leucophrys gambelii, 4990 nucleotides long. RefSeq names its product cholinergic receptor muscarinic 3 (gene CHRM3). Gene Ontology annotation, cellular component: dendrite; synapse; plasma membrane. Gene Ontology annotation, biological process: chemical synaptic transmission; saliva secretion; positive regulation of smooth muscle contraction. NCBI's taxonomy places the organism in Eukaryota, Metazoa, Chordata, Aves, Passeriformes, Passerellidae. The coding region runs from base 251 to 2272 and encodes 673 amino acids. Gene Ontology annotation, molecular function: G protein-coupled acetylcholine receptor activity; G protein-coupled serotonin receptor activity. The record is from RefSeq and is a predicted model, not a curated record. The transcript is spliced from 5 exons.
UCGGCGGUGUCCGCGGCGCGGGCGGCUGCGGAGCGCCCUCCUCCCGGCGGGGAUGUUCCGGCCGCCGGGGGCGCGCCGCCCGUGGGAAGCGCGCUCCUAACGCCACCUGGGCGUCGCACGGAGCGCUCGGCGCGGAGCGGGCGGUGUGGGGUCUCCGGGAGCCGGGCAGAUCUUUAUGGUUAUGGCAAAGUCUUUCACCAGCCGAUGGUAUAAUGGACUGCCAGUUGGAUGAUACACAGUCGUCUGAAACAUGGUAUAUACUUCUCCUCUGCCGUGCCCGUGCCUACAUGCUGACACAGUACCCGUUUUGUUUCCAAAAGAGGAGUUCACAGAAUUACAGUGUCUGAUCCAACUAGCUGCUCUGAUGAUCCUCACUGGACCAUAUGGAAAAUUGCCAUUUUCUCUGUGCAGUGUGGUGAAAUCUGUGCAGAUGCCACAUCCAUUUGAAAGACUAUGUCAGAGAGCCACAAUGAUCAUGCAUAGUAACAGUUCAUCCUCGCUCCUUUUACCGAAUGUGAGCUCCUUCUGGAAGAGAGAUUCGCAUGGACUGGGACUCCUUGAUGAAGCAGCAUCACUCAUUGGCAGCUAUGAUUUCCCUCAGACCACAGAGAGUUUUCCUUUCUCUACUGUGGAAUCAACAAACAUGACCCUCAAUGCCACAAGCAAAGACCCUCUGGGUGGACACACUAUCUGGCAAGUAGUUUUGAUUGCUUUCCUCACUGGGAUCCUUGCCCUGGUGACCAUCAUAGGAAACAUCUUAGUGAUUGUUGCAUUUAAGGUUAACAAACAACUGAAAACAGUCAACAACUACUUCUUGUUGAGCCUUGCUUGUGCAGAUUUGAUCAUCGGUGUUCUUUCCAUGAAUCUUUAUACCACAUACAUCAUCAUGGACCACUGGGCUUUGGGAAGCUUGGCCUGUGAUCUUUGGCUCUCCAUUGACUAUGUCGCCAGUAAUGCCUCUGUCAUGAACCUCCUCGUGAUAAGUUUUGACAGGUAUUUUUCCAUCACUAGGCCACUGACAUACAGAGCCAAACGAACAACCAAAAGGGCUGGGAUAAUGAUUGGCUUAGCAUGGAUCGUCUCUUUUGUUCUUUGGGCCCCUGCCAUCUUGUUUUGGCAGUAUUUUGUUGGGGAGAGGACUGUGCCUCCUGACGAAUGUUUCAUCCAGUUUCUAAGUGAACCUAUCAUCACUUUUGGCACUGCCAUAGCUGCCUUUUAUUUGCCAGUCACCAUUAUGAGUAUUUUGUAUUGGAGGAUCUACAAGGAGACGGAGAAGCGCACCAAAGAGUUAGCAGGGCUCCAGGCCUCAGGCAGCGAAGCGGAGGCGGCGCGCUUCGUGCACCAGACAGGCAGCUCCCGGAGCUGCAGCAGCUACGAGCUGCAGCGGCAGAACAUGAAACGCUCCGCCCGAAAGAAAUACAGACGCUGCCACUUCUGGCUCACAAUGAAGAGCUGGGAACCCAGCACAGAUCAGGGGGACCAGGAGCAUAGCAGCAGUGACAGCUGGAACAACAAUGAUGCUGCUGCCUCCCUUGAAAAUUCAGCCUCCUCUGAUGAAGAAGACAUUGCUGCAGAGACCAGGGCCAUCUAUUCAAUCGUGCUGAAGCUCCCUGGUCACAGUGCUAUCCUCAACUCCACAAAACUACCCUCCUCGGAAGAUUUGCAUGAGUCAGGGGAUGAACUACAGAAAUCUGACACAGAAUCGAAGGAAAAGAAACCUAAAAAAUUGCACCCUCCCAAAGGUGUUCAGGAUGGUGGAAAUUUCCAAAAGAGCUUUACUAAGCUUCCAGUUGAACCAGAAUCAGAAGAGACAACCACAGCUUCUGAUGGCAUCUCAUCAGUCACCAAGACAUCGACAGCCCUGCCCUUGUCAUUUAAGGAAGCAACCCUGGCAAAAAAGUUUGCCUUGAAGACCAGAAGUCAGAUCACAAAACGGAAACGAAUGUCACUUAUCAAAGAAAAGAAAGCAGCACAGACACUCAGUGCCAUUUUGUUUGCCUUCAUCAUUACCUGGACCCCAUAUAACAUCAUGGUUCUGGUGAACACCUUUUGCAGCUGUAUCCCCAAAACUUUCUGGAACCUGGGGUAUUGGCUUUGCUACAUCAAUAGCACGGUGAACCCCAUGUGCUAUGCACUGUGUAACAAAACAUUCAGAAACACUUUUAAGAUGCUGCUGCUGUGCCAGUGUGACAAACGAAAACGACGCAAACAGCAGUAUCAGCAAAGGCAGUCCGUCAUUUUUCAUAAGCGGAUCCCUAGGGAGGCUUCAUAGAAUAGUAUUUUUUAAACAAAUAGAAAAAUAACGAAGCAGGGAUGUGAUGGGAUGGGACAGGAUAGGGUGGGAUAGGACAGAACAGGAUGGCAUGGGACAGGGCAGGAUGGGCAAAGUAGUAAGGGAUGAGACAGGAUGAGUUGAUGAGGGAAGGUGUGUCCAGGGUGCUGAUUCUGUGAUUUAGACAUGAAAGCAGCUGCCAGGCUUAUUUAUCCUUUCAAUAAAUCCAGUUUAAUAUAAAAGUCAAUCCACAUUCAAAAACUAAGAAACUUCAACAUUUUUACUAAGGAGUGAAAGAUUUAAUAAAGUUUUCCUAUGAAUCUGUGAGAAGCUGUAUAGCAAUUAUAAACCCAUUACUGAUGUGCCCAGCUCUUUGAUUAUAAUCAACUCUGGGAUCUCAGGUAAGCACAUCUAGCUAGCCCAACUUUUCUUUUUCCAAGGAAUCCAACAACUUUCAAUCCGAGUUACAUACAGAUGUAGGAAGCUAGUGAAACGGGAUUAUGAAAUUGAGACACUGUAUAGGUUGAAAAAUUGCCUCUUGUUGUCCUGGUAGAGCUUCCUGUCUACUUCUCUUCUGAUAUAUUGUUAAUUGUACCCCUUAUUCCUGAUUUCUGAGUAUCUCUGUGUGCAGCUGAUGUUAUAUGUGUGUGAGUGUGUAUGUAUGCCUAGCAUACAUUCACACCUCUGAAAUGCGCACAUACCAGGAAAGAGGUGACCUAUUUUUUCUAGCUUUUACAGGGCCCCCCAUCGUGAUUACAUGUAAUUGAAACUUUUUAAAAGUUCAAAAAUCAUGUUAUAAGUAUAUAACUCGUUAUUUGCCACCUGAAAUUCAAGUUUGUCUCUGGAACCAAAACAUAGUGUCCAUGUUUCAAACUGAGAAAACCAAAACAUAGCCUGUGAGUUUACAGAGUUUUAUAAUUGGGUACUUUCCCAGUAAAAUCUUAAUCUUGAGCUCAGAGUCUCUCCUCAAAGUAAUCAUUAAACGAUACAAAGGGGAAAGGAAUUGAAGGCUACAUUCAGGGAGGAGCAGGAAGCUGUCUUGGCAGGGCACAGGAUAAUAAUGAGAGCCCAGAGCUGGGCUGCACAGCACCAGUGCCCAAAGGGAGCUGCUCAGGAGCCAGGUAGGUGCAGCCAUCAGCAGCAGCGCCGUGUCCUGCUGGGGAGGCCGUGCUGCUGCCAAAGCACACCCGGCUCCUGCAACGCCUUGUCCUGAGCUGCACCGUGGGGAUGCACCGCCCUGCUCAGAGCCAGCUCACAUCCUGUGUGUGUGCAGCACCUCUACGGCUUCCCAUGAAAGUUCACGUUGUAACUUUCUGAUAAACGUUGGUGGAGCCCUGCUGCUUGCACUGUCUGCCCGGGUGAUCUUCAGAUGCAAAUGAUUUGUUUCAAAGAAAUGCUUUAUUUUUGCAUGUGAAGGAUGGUCACUAAAAAGUGUUUGUUGUUCACAACCUGUUUUAAAAAUCAUCAGGAGAAGUGCACCUAAAUCCGUUUGAUGCCAGGUUCUUCAGUGGUGUGAAAAAUGUGAUAUUGCCAAUUUGUAACCUGGCAAUUUUUGAUAAAGACAAUUUUAAAAGGGCUUUAAUAUUUAUAGUUUAGACAUGACCAGUAUUUCCUGGUAUUUGUGAGGUGGUCUGCACCAAACAUGAUUUAUAAAUGUCAGAGGUCCCCUGGGGAAAGGAUUGUACUUUAAACUGUUGCUCUAAAUCUGAUAUUUGAUUUAGUUACAUGUUGAAAGAUAAUUUUGUAUUCUCCUUUGAGCUGACCAAAACUACUUUUUUUUUUUUUUGUUGCUUAGACUCUUAUUUUGCUGAAAAUAAAACAAGUAUCUUAUUUUACAAAGGGGCAUCAGUGUUGUGAAUACAGAACUGAUGUUAAAGCUGCUUUUGUAUUCAGUGUGAGAUGGUGUUUACAGAUGAUUUUGACAACAGUGGAAAUAUAUUAAAUGGUGUCUGUGUAUCUAAACUAUUUAAUUUUGUGUUAUGUUCAUAUAAAGAAAUAUUUAUACAUAUUUCACCAAAUGUUUUAUUUAAUGUUGAUAAAUAUUGCUCUUCAGUCUUCAGCUGUAGUGUCCUUUUAAAGUGAUUCAUAAAGGUCUGCUUGAGAAAUGAAUAGACUAUUCCUAGCUUUCUUGUUAUUAAAAAAAAAUUCUCUUUUGUAUGAGUUGCUUAAAAUGUCUACCCUAAAGUAAUCUCAUAAAUUAUAUUGAACUCUACUGCAAGUACAAUUUUAGUACAAAAAAGAAAAAAGUUAAAGCUUCAUCUAUGUCACAAUUGCAUUUUGAACUAAAGUUACCGAAAUUGUUUUGCUGGUUUGCCACCCACAUACAAAGGCACCCAUGUUGCAAAGAAAAUUAAUUACCUUUAUUUAUAGAAAGAAGCAUAUAAAUGAAAAUUAUUCAUUACUCAAGUUGACCUAAAAAUGUUUUAACAUUUAAAUAUAUAUCUAUAUCUAUAUAUAUUGCCAUAUUAUUAUAUUCUGAUAUCUAGAGUAGUGCUGUGCCCCUAAUACACAAAAUGUGAGAGCAUGCAAGGAAGCCAAAGUUCAUCGGGGGAUUUAUGGUAUAUUAGUAUUGAUUUUAAAAUGGGAAACUAUUAUUUUUAUUGAAGUUAAGCUUCCUUGAAAGCGUCUGUCACCACUGUUUACAUAAUAGGAAGAGUUAAAUCCUUGGAUUGUUCUAACAGAGAAAUAAACAACCUGUCUUUUGAUGUGUGAACAGGC